UGAGCUUGUGUAGAUUCUGGAAGCUGUCAUCCAGUGUAGAAAAUAUCACAGAUUAUUAUGGGUUCUAUUAUCUUUUGACGUGUCGCUCGCAUCCGGUAUACACAACUCUUCUGCUUCCAUAAUGCCGCACGACAUGGCCUCGCCCACUUUGUUGCAUGUUCCCUUGGAGAAUUGCAGGAUUUAUGAUGUCACCAUCCCAGGAAGAAGCUUGUUGUAGUCCAAACCAGUCGUUUUUGUAGGCAAUAAACUGCCAUAUCUUUAAAAGACAAUAUCUCCGUUUGCAUUGAACUUUCAGCGCUGUAACUUUGCAGAUACUGUUUAUGCUCAAGCAGCAACAUUACACACUAACUAAAGUUAAAAAAGUGGAAUUGCAAUGAUCCAACCCUUUAAAGAAGUCACCACUCACACAUCAAAAUCAUCAAAUUCUUCUCAAUUGUGAUUUCAGAAUCCAACUUCUAUAGAAUGUCUUCAAAAUCUUCUUGAUCGGAUCGGUAACAUUACAGCUCAAGUGCUUCCUGUGGAUACUGUGACUGACCUUUUGAAUAUGGUGCACAACGCUUCAAAGAUUUUACAGUCAUCAUCAUCAUCAUCAUCAUCAAUCAGCCCAGCUGAACUCGCCUACUAUGGAAACCGUUUGUUAUUAAUCAACGAAAAACUCAUCUCUACAUUGGUGAAGCCAACAAAUACGAGUGACAAUGUCAGUUUUUCUCUUGCUGCUAUAGAGGUUGAAGUCUUCAUGGUUGGACCACAUUUCACCUUAGAUAAAAUCCCUCAACUCAACACGACAAAUUCUUCUGUGGACAUUGAUCUCAUUGGGAUCGCCAAGAACAACAAUGAAACAAGAUCAGCUGCUGUGGCUUUCAUGAGCUACAACACAAUAGAGAAUCUACUGAAGCCCGACUUCUUCAACACAUCAAAUGACACGAUUAAAACCAUGAUGUCCACUGUGAUCUCAGCUACUCUUCCCAAAACCACCAACACUAAACUCACCAAACCAGUCAAUUUCACCCUCAAACACAUCAGAGAGUUCGACCCCAGCGGUUCUCUGUCCUGUGUGUACUGGAAUAUCAGCGAGUGGAUUGUAGAUGGUUGUUCUGUCUUAGAGACCAACAGCAGCUACACUGUGUGUUCCUGUGUCCAUCUGUCAACAUUCGCUCUCAUCAUGCAAACCAGCAGACCAUCAGAGAGCGACCCACAGCUGGAUCUGUUGAAUUUGGUGUUUGUGUCUGUGGGGCUGGUGUUCUUCAGUUUGGCCCUGUUGACCUUUGUCCUUUGUCAGUGGAGUCCUGGAGUGAAUAAUGUGGCUCGAAUCAACAUCUGCAUCAGUCUUCUGCUGGCUCACCUUCUGUUCCUGCUCACACAACAGUUCCUGAACCUCAUACGCCGUCAUCAGGUGUCGUGUGCCGUGAUAUCAGGUUUGCUGCACUUCCUCUUUCUCUCCGGCUUUGUGUGGAUGUUCAUUGAAGCUGUGCUGCUCUUCAUCUGUGUGAAGAACCUAUCACAGAUCAGCUCCAAAAAGAGGGAGGUGCUUAGCAGUGGAUUCCUGUGUGUGAUUGGAUAUACGGUUGCUCUGGUUGUGGUGGCCGUGUCUGUCGGGCUUGUUCCUGAAGGUUAUGGCAGCGAACACUGCUGGAUUAAAAUGGAUAAAGGUUUUAUCUGGAGUUUUCUGGGACCUGUUUGUGUCAUACUAGCAUUAAACAUGAUUCUCUUCAUCUGCAUCACCAUCAGUCUGAACUCAACUUUGAAAAAUCUGAACGUUGAAGUUUCACAGAUGAAACAAACCAAGAUUAUGACAUUUAAAACACUGGCUCAGUUUGUGGUUCUUGGUUGCUCCUGGAUUCUGGGUUUCUUCACUAAUGGCAGUAAGGAGCUGGAGAUCCUCUUCCUGAUCUUGAACUCCCAGCAGGGAACCUUCAUCUUCCUGGUCUAUUGUGUCCUCAAUAAAGAGGUCAGACAGCAGUACCGGAAGUUCUUCAGAUGUCUUUGCUGUGGACUCAAACCCAACAACAUCAAAAGUGUCCAGGAAAAAAUGUUGGGGACUAAAGCAUCCAUAUUCAGGAAAUGAAUGAAGCACCAUUAUCAUACAGUAAUCAAUGCUUUCAGAUAUUAACACCAGUCUCAGCUUCUGACUUUAAAUUAGUAAUUACUAGCCUUACUGGUCUAAUAUUAUAGCUAUUAUUUUUUUAUGUAAAUCUUUUAACUUUCUUUACUAUUAGUUUCUUGGUGGAGGGUUUGUUGCCUCAUUCUUUUAGACCUGUGUGUGAUUUAUUUUACUCUAGACCCCUAAAGAGAUUUGUGUUUCCUUUAGUUCACCAUAGACCUUUAAGAAUAAUGAUGAAGACAAUAAAUGAUUGUAAUGUUUUGCUUAAUAUUAAUCAGUAAAUAAUGUAUUCCCUGGAACAUUCUUAUAACUUUGACUAAUGUUCUGACAAGGUUCUCUCAAAGUUAUGAACAAACAUUAUUCCGGUAACAUUUAUAGAGUGUUUGUUCAACGUUAUCUGGUCUUUAAUAAUGUUCUCAAAAGGUUAGCAUAAAAAAAAAACAUUAUUUAUACAUUGUUUCUAGAAGGUUUUUUGAAUGUCCUCAUAAUGUUGGGAGAAAACGUUCUUUGAACAACAUUCUUGGAACAUCCUUUAAACAUUAGAAUGACAACUAACUUCAAAUAAAUAAGAUUGUGUUUGCUCUGUUAAAAGAACAUCCUUGUAAAGUGAGAAAGUUUCGUAACCUGUCCCAUAGUUAUUGUUCCUAAUUUUCUUUUUAAUUUAUAUAAAGUUUAUACAAGUUUAUUCUGAAAACACCUGCAAAUUAAAAAAAAAAAGCAAUAAAAAAAAAUUCAUUAUCACUGCUUCUUUUCUAACUGUGACUGAGACCAGAGUCCUUCUUACGGGGAGUACAGAUCCAUCUGAACUGCGAGUCCAUGUCUAAUUGCAGCGAUGUGAGAAACAAUGCUAACUCAGUCAUUUCAAAUCAGUCGGCUUAUGAUCAAUGCAGUGAAUGUGGUGAAAUCCAUGGGGAACAAAUUCCUCUUGCUAAAUUCCUGAUUGCACAAUUCCUAGUGAGAUGAUGCUGUUUUGCCUGUCGAAUUCGCCAUUUAAUUUGCUCCUGAGAAAUGCAAUAUCUGCUGAUAUACUGAGGACCUUAUAUAUAGAUGCUGUGAUAGGCGUUGUAUUCCUAUAGGUAGACGCAAGUCACCUGGGAGUCAGCUGAUGCGAGCUUGACUGACGUGACCUGCCAGAACUGACGCUAACGCUGGAUAUUAAUUUCCCAAUUUUGAAAAAAAAUGGACAUCUUUAUUGACAUCUUAUGCUAACAUUAUACUUGAAAAUACUAAUUAAAUAAUUCUUCCAUUUUCAUCCUGUUCAAAUGAGAAAAACUAUUCAAAUUUUAACUGUCAAAAAUUCAAACUUUUAGGUCUGGCUUUCUUUCGUUUUGUGCUCAGCAAUUAGUUCAGUCAUUUUAUGAUCCCGCUCCAUAUGGAAACCAUUUCACUCUCUGCAGAAACAGCAUAAGAAAGAAAAGAAAAGCAUCAUUUACUUCUGAAAAUGCAACUCUCAUCUCAUUCUUGUUCAGGUCAGACAGCGUUGCUUCAGAUGUCUUUGCUGUGGACUCAAACCCAACAACAUCAAAAGUGUCCAGAAAAAGGACUACAGCAUCCAUAUUCAGGAAAUGAAUGGAGUACCAUUAUCAUACAGUGAAUUACCACUACAACAUAAUCAAGAAUAUUAACACCAGUCUCAGCUUCUGCCUGUAAAUUAUCCUACUGUAUACUGGUCUUAUUUUAUAGCUAUUUGAUGUAAAUUGUUUAAUCUUUUAAAUGUCUUUACUAUUAGUUUCUUGGUGGAGGGUUUGUUGCCUCAUUCUUUUAAGAACAUUAAGUGUGACGAAGACAGUAAAUGUAAUUUUUUUGCAUAUUGAUAUUAAUCAGUAAAUAAUGUAUUGGUUUCCUUGUA
Molecule: messenger RNA, 3950 nt
Organism: Megalobrama amblycephala (Wuchang bream)
Lineage: Eukaryota; Metazoa; Chordata; Actinopteri; Cypriniformes; Xenocyprididae
Product: adhesion G protein-coupled receptor E3-like
Exons: 11
Coding region: 545-2065 (506 amino acids)
Biological process (GO): adenylate cyclase-activating G protein-coupled receptor signaling pathway; cell surface receptor signaling pathway
Cellular component (GO): membrane
Molecular function (GO): G protein-coupled receptor activity
Source: RefSeq, a predicted model, not a curated record